AUGUCCAAUAGUAAUAAUGAAGAACCCAUUGAGCUCUAUGGUCAAAUUAACAAUGAUUUUUCUGAUUACAUUGGAAAGACACAGAUACACAAAAUGAAAGGAACUUUUGUUCAAAUUAUAAAAAUUUCACCACAACAAGAUUCCUAUCAAGUCAUUGAUUUGUCUCUUGCAUCCUCACAAGAAGGUACUAGUCAGAGUGGUAGUAAUAGUGGUGGUGGCAGUGGUGGUGCUGAUGUGACAUUAGUACCAUUUGACAUUCCUUCUUCGGAAGUGAAACGAUUGGAAAGUUUUAAUGAUUUACCCUCUCAUAUUCAAACAUUUAUUCAAGAAAAGAAGACAUUGGGAGGAUCCAAUAAGAAAUCAUCCAAGAGAUUGGAGAGACUCUUUUCAAAAUUCACAAGAUCAAGCAAAUCAUCAUCAUCUCCGUCAAACCACUCUACGAAAUCUCUUACAAGUGCUCCUCAAUUGAAUGCACUGAUAUCCAAUUCAUCAUCAUCAUCUGCAACAACAACAAGUACUAGUAAUAAUGGAAUGGGUUCAAGUCAGAAUAAUACUCAUUCCAAUUCAUCCUCUUCUUUGGGAAGUUGUGCGAGUAGUGCGAGUCAGCUCUCUCAAGAACUUUUGAAAAAUGUAUCGUCAAGCUUGACAACAGCCACUUCGCACAUCUCGACACCUCCGACCACCACCGCCGCAAGCACCUCGACCACUCUCUUGUUGGCUCCAUCGAUCGAUGCUGCAGCAGAUCUAAAUACGUUCAGUAAUAAUAACAGUGAAGGAGAUGAAUUUGAAGAGGAAGGCUCGGAUGAUGACGGGGAUGAAAUGAUGAUGAUGAUGGAUUCAUCGUACCAUCAUCAUCCGACCUCUUCCAGUACCACCACCAUGGAGAUCACCGUGGAGAUCACUCCUCCUACCACCAUUCAAACUUCUGUUUUGAACAACAACAACAACCAGAACAACCCCACUAGUCCCAUUGAGGAGGACAUUGAUGAUCGUGAAGAUGAUGUCCUUGUAGAAUUUCAUUCCUCCAAAAUUGAACCCUCUCCACAUCUUCUUCAGUCCAUGAAAGCCUUCCUCAUGCGCCGUAAAUUUCAGGACUACAUUUCAAAAUCAAAUGAUGUCCGAAACGCGCGACUACGACGUGCAGCGCUCCUGGAAAUUCUCUCCACCGAAGAAUCGUAUUAUUCUGCUCUGAAUACCUGUAAAACACUCUUUAUGGAUCCACUCCUCAAUGAUGCUCAAACGAAAAAGAAACCCAUUCUCAACAUGAAUGAUAUUAAUGAAAUAUUUGGAGAAUUACCUUCCAUCAUGCAAGCAAGUGAAAUGCUUAUGAGUGAUUUGAGAAAGGAAAUUGCAAAAUGGCCAUCAAGUCCAAUCUUGAUUGGUCAUAUAUUCAAAUCCUUUGCACCCUUCUUUCGAAUGUAUUCAAAAUAUAUCAAUAAUUUUGAUAGUGUUUCAGAGAAGGUUGAAAAGUUAGAAAAAUCAUCAAAAAAUUUUGCACAAUUUUUAGCCAAAGUUCAUGAAACACCUGAAUGUGGUGGUUUAACCUUUACUUCUUAUCUGGUCGUACCCGUUCAGAGAGUUCCACGUAUUCGUUUACUCCUACAAGAGGUAUUAAAGAGAACAGAUGAAACACAUGUCGAUUAUGCACCCACUGAACAAGCAUUGAGUAUUGUCAAUCAAGUGGCAGAGAAUUUAAAUGAAUCUAAGAGAAGCUCUGAAAAUGAUAAAGUCAUGUUUGAAUUACAAGAGAAAUUGAGAGGAAGAUUUGGAGGUAUUCUUCAAGCACAUCGAAGAUAUAUUCGAACGUUUAAUUCCAUUCAUGUUGAAUCUACUAGGGAAUUAGAUAAGAAAAAAUUGAAUGGUUUCUAUAAUGCAUAUUUAUUUAAUGACAUGUUACUAUUGGUACCACAAUAUUUGGAUAGAUCUCUGAAUGAUUUACAAGAUAAAAAGAGAAAAGGCAAUUCGAUUGGAAAUAGUGGUGCUAACAGUGGUAAUGGUAAUAGUGGUGGUGGUGCUAGCGAUCAUUUGAAUCAUGGUAAUAGUGGUCCAAUCAAUUCUGAACCCAUGGAUGAAGAAGAACGUUUUCAGAGACUCGCUAAAGAAUCUUUUGUGAUUUAUUUAGCCUUCUCUAAAGUAUUGGAUCGAGAAGAGAAGGAACUCGAUCGAAUCAAUACCAUGAUGUUACUCACCAAAGUCGCAUCCAACACACCAUCCACACAUCGAUUCAAUUUCAUACUCAAAUCCUUCAUACGAACUCAAUCAUUGAACUUUAUUUUUAGUUUUGAUAAUCUUUUGAUGAGAGAUGAAAUGGAGGCAGAUGUCACAAUUAAUAUUGAAAAAAUUGAUAAAAGUAUGGAAAAGAAAGUUGGACAAGAGAGAAUUGAUAUUGAAAAGAAAAGAAUAGAAAUGUGUAAAUCUAUUAAGGUAGCAGACAUGAUACUUUCGAAAUAUUUACUUCAAAAACAAACUGGAAAUGAAAAGUAUCAACAACUUGUAGAAAAAUUAUCCACUUGUGAAAAUGAAUUAGAAGCUAAAUUAAUGGAAUAUCGAUCCUUGAAAGAUGAAUUUAAAAAACAAUCUGAAUUGUUAAGAGAUAUUGAAGCUAAAGAAUCUGAAUCUCUCAUUGACUAUGAAGAACAAAAUCAAAAGAUUUAUGCCAUCGACACAAUACUGUGGAAAAUGUUAAAUCCAGAUCGAUCAGCAUUUAAGGAAGUAUUUGGUGAAGAUCCUCGAAUUGAUCCCAGUGAUUUUGGAACUCAGACAUACUCUGUGGCCACUUCUGGAAAUAGCAACCAUACCUUUACUGCAAGUGGUAGUAUUGAUGAAUAUGUGGAUUCAUCAUCUCCAACCAUCUCCAACAACACUUCUCAUCGAAAGACUGUGACUUUCAAAAGAAGUACCACUCUAUUCAACUCGACUGCUAAUUUAAAUUUCCUUCAUGGUGGUGAGGGUUCAUCUUCAUUCUCUGCACUUCCAUUGAAACAACUCAAAGAAAAUUGUAAUCCCUAUAUUCAAUUAGCUUAUCGAGAGACUCGUAAAAACAAGGAUCACAACCAUUUGAUGACUCUUCAUUCUACUACUACUACUACUAGUACUACCACCUCUACGUUUGAUCAUUCCUCAUCAGAAGAAAUUGAAACAUUGAAUGCACUCUAUCGAAUUCGACCCUUGAAAAAGUCCUUCAUGAUUGAACCAUUUAAGAAAUUACCAUACAAGUAUCGAAUUGAUCGAAUUCUCUAUGGUGAAAAUACUCCACAAGAGAUUAUGCCUAAAAUCAUACCCUAUCCUGAAGAAUACAAUGAUGUCGACAUGUAUUAUAAUAAUAUUUCAGAUCGAGAUGGAUUUGAUAGUUAUUAUGGCAGUGAUCAAUACAAUGAUGACAAGAACUCUAACCAUGAUCAAUACAACGAUGACAAUGAUGAUAACAACAAUACCUUUGUUAAAACGUAUGACAAUAUUUAUGACUUGCCCAAUAAUGUCAAUGAUUUGAAAUCUAUGAUUAUCAAAUUACAAAUGGAAAAGGAAGAUAUGAGAAAUGAAUUGAAUCGAUUGAAACAACAACAAACUGCAAGCUCCUCCUCCUCUUCUUUGAUGAUGGGUAUGGCACCACUGACCUCUAGCACAACAACCAACUCUUCAUUUAAUGAGAAUGGCAGCAUUUCACGACAACAUCGUUCGACAAUUGCCUCCUCAGUAGACACACCAACAGGACAAUUCAGCAACAGCAGUGAAUUGUAUGCCUCCCAAGAAAUUGAACCCUUUGUAGAGUAA
This is a messenger RNA of Naegleria fowleri, 3771 nucleotides long. RefSeq lists its product as uncharacterized. Gene Ontology annotation, molecular function: guanyl-nucleotide exchange factor activity. Lineage: Eukaryota; Heterolobosea; Eutetramitea; Acrasida; Naegleriidae. Bases 1 to 3771 code for a protein of 1256 amino acids. The record is from RefSeq and is a predicted model, not a curated record. The transcript has 2 exons.